Hipposideros armiger (great roundleaf bat) is the source of this 4378-nucleotide messenger RNA. It is a transcript of the gene ZNF568, whose product is annotated as zinc finger protein 568. Gene Ontology annotation, biological process: regulation of immune system process; regulation of cytokine production; negative regulation of transcription by RNA polymerase II. The transcript is spliced from 6 exons. Gene Ontology annotation, cellular component: nucleus; nucleoplasm. Lineage: Eukaryota; Metazoa; Chordata; Mammalia; Chiroptera; Hipposideridae. Gene Ontology annotation, molecular function: DNA-binding transcription repressor activity, RNA polymerase II-specific; RNA polymerase II cis-regulatory region sequence-specific DNA binding. The record is from RefSeq and is a predicted model, not a curated record. The coding region runs from base 173 to 3259 and encodes 1028 amino acids.
CUUCUGGGAGGUGUUGUGCAGAGGAGUGGUUCUGCGUUCCCCGCGCCUGGCCCGGGCUUUCCUGCUAGUCGCCUUCACUCAGCCUCCGAAAAACUGCGCUGGAUGUGCAUUCGGGCGUUUCCGGCAGGUGACGCUGCCGCAUCCCUGGAGCGGCGCGUGGAGGAGAGCUGGGAUGCGCCGUUGCACGCUCCUGGCGGGCGGAGCCUCUAAAGAGGCCCGGAGUGUUCAGACUUGGUGUUCUCAGGACUCAGCCCUUUUUGAGGAAGAAGAGGAUAUGACCAAGUCUCUAGAAACAGUGACAUUUAAGGAUGUGGCUGUGGACCUCACCCAGGAGGAAUGGCAGCAAAUGAAACCUGCUCAGAGAAACUUAUACCGGGAUGUGAUGCUGGAGAACUAUAGCAACCUGGUCACAGUGGGCUAUCAAGUCACCAAACCAGAUGUGAUCUUCAAGUUGGAGCAGGAAGAGGAGCCAUGGGUGAUAGAGGAAGAAAUGUUUGGGAGACACUGUCCAGAAGUUUGGGAAGUUGCUGAACUGAUCAAGAAGCAACAGGGAACACUUUUGAGGAAGGUCACAUCCACUUCCAAGGAAACUCUGAUUAAGGAAAAUGUCAUUGAAUGUAAAAAAGUCACAAAAAUAUUUCCUCUGAGCUCGGACAUUGUUACUUCAAGACAAAGCUUCUGUGAAUGUGACUCCCUUGAUAAGGGUUUGGAAUAUAAUUUAGAAUUACUUAGUUAUGAGAAAGGCUGUGUAAGAGAGAAAAAUUGUGAAUGUAAUAAGUAUGAGAAACCAUUUUACCAUUGCUCAUCCAAUGUUGUAACCUCCUUUAAGUGUAGUCAGUGUGGACAAGACUUCAGUCAUAAACUUGACCUCAUCAGACAUGAGCAAAUACAUGCUGGAGAGAAACCCUAUAAAUGUAAGGAAUGUGGGAAAGCCUUCAGCAGGAAGGAAAAUCUUAUUACACAUCAAAAAAUUCAUACUGGGGAAAAACCAUAUAAGUGUAAUGAAUGUGGAAAAGCUUUCAUUCAGAUGUCAAACCUUAUUAGACACCAGAGAAUUCAUACAGGGGAGAAACCUUAUGCAUGUAAGGAUUGUUGGAAAGCCUUUAGUCAGAAAUCAAAUCUCAUUGAACAUGGGAGAAUUCAUACUGGAGAAAAACCCUAUGAAUGUAAGGAAUGUGGAAAAUCCUUCAGCCAGAAACAAAAUCUUAUUGAGCAUGAGAAAAUUCAUACUGGGGAGAAACCUUAUGCAUGUAAUGAAUGUGGUAGAGCUUUUUCUCGAAUGUCAUCAGUUACUUUACACAUGAGAAGUCACACAGGGGAAAAGCCCUAUAAAUGUAAUAAAUGUGGAAAAGCCUUCUCUCAAUGCUCAGUAUUUAUUAUACAUAUGAGAAGUCAUACAGGAGAGAAACCCUAUGUAUGUAGUGAAUGUGGGAAAGAAUUCUCUCAAAGUUCUUCCCUUACUGUACAUAUGAGAAACCAUACAGCUGAGAAACCAUAUGAAUGUAAUGAAUGUGGAAAAGCCUUUAGCCGGAAAGAAAAUCUCAUUACACAUCAGAAAAUUCAUACUGGAGAGAAACCAUAUGAAUGUAAUGAAUGUGGGAAAGCUUUUAUUCAGAUGUCUAACCUCAUUCGACACCAGAGAAUCCAUACUGGUGAGAAACCGUAUGUAUGUACAGUAUGUGGGAAAGCUUUUAGUCAGAAAUCGAAUCUCACUGAACAUGAGAAAAUCCAUACUGGAGAGAAACCCUAUCAUUGUAAUCAAUGUGGAAAAGCUUUCAGUCAGAGACAAAAUCUUCUUGAGCAUGAAAAGAUUCAUACUGGAGAAAAACCAUUUAAAUGUAACGAGUGUGAUAAAGCCUUCUCUCGAAUUUCAUCCCUUACUCUUCAUGUGAGAAGUCAUACAGGGGAGAAACCCUAUGAAUGUAAUAAAUGUGGAAAAGCUUUCUCUCAAUGCUCAUUACUUAUUAUACAUAUGAGAAGUCAUACUGGUGAGAAACCUUUUGAAUGUAACGAAUGUGGAAAAGCAUUCUCUCAAAGAGCAUCCCUUUCUAUACAUAAGAGAGGUCAUACAGGUGAGAAACCAUGUAACUGCAAGGAAUGUAAAGAAGCUUCGAGGUGCCAGUCACACCAUAUUCAACAUGAAAGAAGUCAUAAUAAAGAAAAAGACUCUAAAUGUGGAGAAUGUGGGAAAGUCUUUAAUAGUAGGUCAGACUUGAUUAAGCAUCAGCGAACUCAUGAAAGCAAGAAAAGAAAUGAAAGUAAGAAAUGUGCCUUUACUUGUGACUCUGAAACUAAUAAACCUCAGAGCAUUAAUACCAGUGAGAAACCUCAUAAAUGUAAGGAAUGUGGGAAAGGCUUUCAUUCUAGCUCACAACUCAGUAAACAUCAAAGAACUCAUAUUGGUGAGAAACCCUAUAAAUGUAAGGAGUGUGAGAAGGCCUUUCCAUCUACCUCACAACUCAGCUUGCAUCAGAGAAUUCAUACAGAUGAGAAAUACUAUGAAUGUAAAGAAUGUGGAAAAGCCUUCACCCGUCCCUCACACCUUUUUCGACAUCAGAGAAUCCAUACCGGUGAGAAACCCCAUAAAUGUAAGGAAUGUGGAAAAGCUUUCCGUUAUGACACCCAACUUAGUCUUCAUCAAAUCAUUCAUACUGGUGAGAGACGCUAUGAAUGUAAGGAAUGUGGGAAGGCCUAUAGUUGUGCCUCACAACUGAGUCUACAUCAAAGAGUUCAUACUGGUGAGAAACCUCAUAAAUGUACGGAAUGUGGGAAAGCUUUUAUCUCUGAUUCACAUCUUAUUCGGCAUCAGAGUGUUCACACUGGUGAGAAACCGUAUAAAUGUAAGGAAUGCGGGAAGGCCUUUCGUCGUGGCUCAGAACUUACUCGACAUCGGAGAGCUCACACUGGUGAGAAACCCUAUAAAUGUAGGGAUUGUGGAAUGGCCUUUACUUGUAGCACAGAACUUAUUCGACAUCAAAAAAUUCACACUGGCGAGAGACCCCAUAAAUGUAAGGAGUGUGAGAAAGCUUUUAUUCGAAGGUCAGAGCUUACUUAUCAUGAGAGAAGCCAUAGUGGUGAAAAACCCUAUGAGUGUAAAGAAUGUGGGAAGGCCUUUGGUCGAGGCUCAGAACUUAGUCGACACCAGAAAAUUCACACUGGUGAGAAACCCUAUGAAUGUAAGCAAUGUGGGAAGGCCUUUAUUCGUGGCUCACACCUUAGUCAACAUCAAAGAAUUCAUGCGGUACAGAGGAGUGCAUGAAGACAUGGGAAGGGCUCAGAAUUUAAUUGUCAUCUGAAAUUCAUACUAAUGAAAUAGAAACAAAAAGAACUGUGAUUAUAAGGAAUGUGGGAAAGCAUUUGAGGAUAACAAUAUUAGAGUUCAUAUUGUGGUUAUAAAGUUUAAGAGCCAGAAUUUAUUUGGAAUUUGUAACUGAUGAGAAAUCUUAUAAAUUGUUAAGUGGGAGGAUUUAUGUGUUUCAGAAUUCAUUUGACAUCAGAGUUCAGUUGGUGAAAAGUUAAAAACUCCGUGAGUGUAAUGAAAGUGGGUAGACUCAGGACAGCAGUGAAUGUGUUAGAGACAUUACUCUUUCAAACUUUUCUCAACAUCAGAGUCAUUAGCCCUUAAGGGAAAUCGGAGGAUUCAUAAUAGUAAUGUCAUAUGUUUCGGACACCAAUUUGCUUUAGCUAACAAAUUAUUCAUCUGAUAAUUCAUACUUGAGGAAGGCUACAUGAAAGUUAAAAUUACAGCGAAUUUUUCUGUCCUGCUUGAAUCUUGUUAAUAUUUGCAAGUUCAUUCUCUGAAAUUAACCUGAACUGAAUCAGAAUGGGAAAGGAUUUAACCAAUAUUUAGUCUUUAUUUGCCUUCACCACUAUAAACUCAUAGGACAAAUUACUUAACUAUGUCUAAUUUUUCUCAUUUAUAAAUUAGUAAUGUUAGCACCAUAUUUCUUAGUAGCAUUGUGAAGAUUAACUAAUCACACUAUCCCUUAGAACAGUGUGUGGCUUGUAUUGAAAGUGUGUUAGACAAGGGCUGCUUUUAUUAUUACUUUUCUUUAGUUUCAUAAUUGUGUAUUAUUAGAGAUUAUAUGAGAGGAAGGUCUUAUGGGUUCAGUCCUCCCAGCACCUUUCCCUUGUGCGCCCUUUACGUAAGAUCCCCAUAGGGCUUACUGAGGCCUGAAAACUACUCUCUUGAUUUUAAUUGGCCAACCUGGCCUUAGCCCAGGAACCCCAAAGCACUCCACCAUGAACCCUAAUAAAGGCAUGUACCCAAAGCCCUAGCGCUCUCUCUGCACGCUAUGUUUACCUCCCAUGGUGGCCCCUUGAGGUGUGCAAGGUACUUCCUCCAGAACCUGUGAGUAAUAAACUCUAUUUUAAUUUA